CCAGGACCGCCAGUGGACAACACCACAGGAGUCGAGGGACAGGUCCGCCUGGCCAAUGAAGGAAACAGCUCCUGCUCUGGCAGAGUAGAGAUCUUCCUCCUUGGACAGUGGGGGACAGUGUGAUGACCACUGGUUGAUGCUCAGGUGCUGUGCAGACAGCUGGGUUGUGGCAGGGUCCUGUCAGCACCACAAAGUGCACGGUUUGGACAGGGCAGUGGACCCAUCUGGUUGGACGAUGUCAUUUGUUCAGGAAGGGAACCAUCGAUAACAGACUGCAGACAUCCAGGGUUCGGGGUCCACAACUGUGGACAUAAUGAAGAUGCAAGUGUUGCCUGUGAAUUCCAGCGCCCUCCACUCCAGCAUCCUCAGCUCAUCUGUGGACGUGAUGAAAUCCAAAUAGGGCUAAAUAUGGCUGCCAUAACAGCCAUGGGUUUGAACCCACUCUCCGGAAACCUGGCAGUUCGAAACUGCUCCCGGGUCAGAAUGCAUAAUGAUGUAGUUUGGUACGAGGUGGACGAUCAGGCAGGUGCAUGUGGAAACACACUGAUGACCAACCGUACACACGCCAUCUACUCCAACAGUUUAUAUCUCUACAGAGGAAAAGUGUCCUUCUCACGUCCUGUGAUUCUUCCCUUCUCGGUUUUAAAAUGGUGCCCCACUGACCGACAGCAAGUGGAAGUGAUCGAGAGCGGCUCAUCCCAACAGGCUCAUUUCUCCGCCCUGUUUGUCUUGAUCCACGGUGAAUACAGUGACAUUUACCUCCACUGCAGCCUCAGCCUGUGUGACCAGAGGAACUCCCGCUGUGCCCCAUCUUGCAGAAGAAGGACAUCUCGCUCUGUUUCCAGCUCUGCUCCUCUGAAGCCCCUCACCGUUGGACCAAUCACUUGGUACAAGUCACCUGAGUGAGCUGGUAACAUAUAAUACAUACAUAAUAUAAUGAGUUUGU
Pleuronectes platessa (European plaice) is the source of this 946-nucleotide messenger RNA. Its product is annotated as pancreatic secretory granule membrane major glycoprotein GP2-like. Gene Ontology annotation, cellular component: membrane. The annotation marks the transcript as partial. The transcript has 7 exons. Lineage: Eukaryota; Metazoa; Chordata; Actinopteri; Pleuronectiformes; Pleuronectidae. The record is from RefSeq and is a predicted model, not a curated record.